GACACGCAGUCCUCGUUAUUCACGGUUUUGUGCACUCGCCACCACAAUAAAAUUAAGACUGUCCCUUGCUAAACCCCCCUCCCUCGACCCAAAGUUCUUGUCAAGAAUCGUCUCAAAUCCUCUCUUCUUCAGUUUGCUCCAAGGUUACCUGAGAUUGAAAUGAGAGGAACAAUGCUGACAUCCCUUCUUAGAAGCUCCAUUUCCGACGCUUCUCGCGUCUCGCGCCGCGGGUUCUCCUCCGAGUCAGCCCCCGAGCGAAAAGUUGCCAUCUUGGGAGCCGCCGGCGGGAUCGGUCAGCCGCUGUCUCUACUCAUGAAGCUCAAUCCCCUCGUAUCUCACCUUUCUCUUUAUGAUAUUGCUGGAACACCGGGUGUGGCUGCUGAUGUUAGCCACAUCAACACCAGAUCUGAGGUGGUUGGCUUUAUGGGAGAGGAAAACCUGGGCAAAGCUUUGGAAGGAGCUGAUGUUGUCAUAAUUCCAGCUGGUGUCCCACGGAAGCCUGGUAUGACUCGUGAUGAUCUCUUCAACAUCAAUGCUGGCAUUGUGAAAUCUCUCUGUUCUGCCAUUGCCAAGUAUUGCCCGAAUGCCCUUGUCAAUAUGAUUAGCAACCCUGUGAACUCAACUGUCCCAAUUGCUGCUGAGAUCUUCAAAAAGGCCGGAACUUACAAUGAGAAGAAACUCUUUGGUGUCACAACCCUUGAUGUGGUCCGGGCCAAAACUUUCUAUGCUGGAAAAUCUAAUGCUAAUGUUGCGGAGGUCAAUGUACCAGUAAUUGGUGGUCAUGCAGGCAUAACAAUCCUCCCGUUGUUUUCUCAAGCUACACCAAAACCCAACUUAUCCGAUGAUGUAAUUGUUGCACUUACAAAAAGAACCCAAGAAGGUGGUACAGAAGUUGUGGAAGCUAAGGCCGGGAAGGGUUCAGCCACACUCUCGAUGGCAUAUGCCGGGGCCAUAUUUGCAGAUGCUUGCUUGAAGGGAUUGAAUGGAGUUCCUGAUGUUGUUGAAUGUUCCUUUGUGCAGUCAACCAUUACUGAGCUUCCUUUCUUUGCAUCCAAGGUGAGACUUGGGAAAAAUGGAGUGGAAGAAGUCUUAGGGUUAGGUUCACUCUCCGACUUCGAGAAGGAAGGACUGGAGAAACUGAAGCCUGAGCUUAAGUCCUCUAUUGAAAAGGGAAUCAAGUUUGCCAGUGAGAAUUAAGAAACUCACUCCCCCUUUUGCAUCGAAUUUGAGUUAGAAUUUUGAAUAAUUUCGGGCAAUUGUUGUCAAAGUCUUAUUUUUGUUUGAGUAUCUGCUAAUGGCUUUAGAUUUAGCCAUUUCAAAUUCAUGCAGACAAAGGUUAAGGUGAAGUUCUGCUUCAAAUAAUAUCGAAUUAAUUGAUGAGAGGAUAUGUGCAUCCUUAUCCUAUUGCCAUUGAGUCCUAGACAAUUCUUGUUGUAUUAGAUGUAACAAUGUUUAUUAAGCUUCUCAAUCUUAUUAUACCUCUGAGGCUCUGAACUCUGAUAGUGUGAUCUGAUUCUCCAAAUUGUCAUUUUUUUAUUGAACCCCAACUAUUUCCACACAAAUCUCAG
This is a messenger RNA of Cuscuta epithymum, 1568 nucleotides long. The record is from the annotation of a GenBank genome assembly. Lineage: Eukaryota; Viridiplantae; Streptophyta; Magnoliopsida; Solanales; Convolvulaceae.